This is a messenger RNA of Leishmania mexicana MHOM/GT/2001/U1103, 3063 nucleotides long. RefSeq lists its product as hypothetical. The coding region runs from base 1 to 3063 and encodes 1020 amino acids. The record is from RefSeq and is a predicted model, not a curated record. The transcript has a single exon. NCBI's taxonomy places the organism in Eukaryota, Euglenozoa, Kinetoplastea, Trypanosomatida, Trypanosomatidae.
AUGUCACUGUUAUCUUCGACUCCGAUACCGGAAGACACCACUCCCCCACCUUAUAAUGCUACGUUUCUCACAAGCAGCACACGCACCGCACAACCGCAGGCCCAUCUAUGCUACUACUACCACCAGUACGAUUCGCACGCGCCUCAAAUCCUGCCACUAGCGCAUCCUGGACCGCUGGAGCAACGGUAUGUCGGUGAUGACUCUCUCCACUCACCGCGAGAGGCGGCGGCGCCGGGGCCGUCUGUCGCGUCACCGAUCGCCCCCUACCCACCGCAGCGGCUCCUCCGCGUACAUCAGCCGGUCGUGUACGCACCCUGGGGCAUGAUGCCGCAGCCCACCGAUGGCGCACCUGCCCACCAGCCCCACGCCAUCCCCGGCGCACCAGCCAGCCCCACGACAGCCGCGGUUGUCGCCCAGGCCGCGCCCGCCAUCUCCCUCGAUCUUCCGGUCCCCCCGAGCCCCGACAAGCGGGUGCGCACCUACUACGCGCUCAUCCUAUUUGUGCUCAUGGCGGCAAUGGGGCUGCUGCUCGGCUCCUUCUUCACGCCGAUCGGCACAGCGUACUUGAACUUCACACGCAGCGUCACGGAUGUACAAGACUCAGCAGUCUACAAGCGCAGCAUCGAAGGGGUCCUCGGUAUGCAGAUCAGCGCGUAUGCGGAGUUUUCUCCCUGCACCGUGUUCAAGAGCCACGCGUGCGACACGAUCACCGCGGGACAGGUCUCUGGGUGGAUGCGGUCCAUCACCGACGGCAUGCAUGCGCCGUUCCCUGAUCUGUUCUCAUACAGCGGCAUUGAUCAGGCCCGCGUGAGCUCCUGCUCGUACAUUCAUCUACCAGCAGCAACAACACACCCGGUGCCUCAGCUGCAGAGCAUCGCGGCCCCCGUGGCAAUCGGCCGGCGCACCUUUCCCGGCAACCGUGGCCCAAGUUCUCCUGCUUUGUCUCUCCACGCGCGCCACGGCUGGAGAAGCGGAGGCAGUGGCCUGGACAAUGUCUCAAAAAGCCUGCGCGCUCAUGAAAGAGAGCCACACUCUCAUCCCCCUCUUGCUGCUCCUGGGCACAGCGAUGCUCCCGGCCACAACGCUCCUACGCGCGCGCCCCCCGCUGCUGUGGCGCCGCAUGGCGGCAAUGCGAGCCACGUUCUCAUCGUCCUCCACAGCUCUGUCCCUCAGGGGGCAAAAGCCGCCCUCACCCUCACGUGCGACAGCGACACUAACAUGGUACCUAUGCUGAACCUCACGAUCAUCCACAAUGCCGACGUCUCUGCGUACCUUCCAGACGGCACCGACGCAAGCAGCUCGAAAAUCAUCUCCGCCGCGGACCUUAUUACGAGCGCGGACCCUAAAAAUGUGCUACGUGAGUACCAACCCCUCAUGCGCACCUGUGCCGAGUACCUCACGGCAUGCGCGGCGAUCAAGACGGGGUACUACGUUGUGAUAGCCCCCGCCAGCCUACUGCACAGGUGCGGGCAAGAACCCGUCAGUCCACCCAGCAGCCCUUCCCGAGGUUCUGCGACGGCUGCGAAAGUACUCAUAUGCGACAUCACCGUCUACGAGCCUACCGCGUACGCAAUAGGUGCUAUGCGCUUCACCGCGAGGGCACAGCUAGCCAUGAACAUGGUUGUGUACCCGUACAAUGUUCGCUUCCCCAGCAGCGCAACAGGGACGCCGGCGUGCCUCACGCCAUCUGCGAUUCUCCUGGUGUUCGCCGAGGCCUGGAUGCUGCUUGCCGUCGUCCUCAUAGCGGUCACGGCAGGCAUGGCCCCUGUGCAGCGUGCCAAGCUUCGUCGCCUCCGCGCCGCGCUGUAUGCGGACGCUUCCGUGGCGAUGGAGAUCCUGUACCGCGCUCAGGGGGCCGUGGCGGCGGCCAUUCCGCUCACAGCGGCACCAGCACCCGCAGCGCCCCGCACACCUCACGAAGCUGGCACCGAGGCUGGUCACACCACCGACGAGCCCGCCGCCGCCACAGCGAACGACGCAUCCGCGAUGUCGUCCACUUCCCCGUCCACGGCGCCCCCACGGUCGACCAUGCAGACGCCGCAGCAGCAGCCAUCAGCGGCGCACACCCCCCAGUCAGUGUUCUCGACCACCGCCGCGGCGAUGCUGCUUGUGCCACCAUACUACAAGCCCGGCGGGAUGACGGUGCCUGGGACGAGCGGCGGCGGCAGCGUGGGUGUGCCCGGCAUUAUGAUGGGCCGCCACCCGUCGCCGUACAGUGAGGGAUACUACCUUCAGCCGGAGCACGGUCCGAGAAAUGCAGCACCCCCUAGCACCACCACGCGUGGCACAGCCGGCGUCGCGCAUUUGGACGCCGGCAGCUGCAGCGACGAGGACUGGGACGCCAACAGCGGCGAACACGCGGCCCGAGAGGAUGCCCGCCAGCGCAGCACCCCUCCGCCGCCUGCGAUCAGCGGCGGUGUUGGCAGCGGCAUUGGCUGUGCGAUGGCGCCAAUGUGGGUCCCGGCGGUGCCCGGUGCUUUGCCCGCCAGAGGCCACCACCCGGAGCCGCUGAUGCCAGUGUCGGCGACGACGGACUGGAUGUUUGCGCGGAACCGACGCAUCGUGAGCCAGAGCAUGCUGGAGGAGAGCUUUUCCUCGGCGCGCACCGCGGAGGAGCGGAAUGCGGCGGGUGUGUCGAUGCCCGGCAACUGGCCUGGCAGCGACAGUGAACGCGGACUGGACAGCGACGACAGACUGCCUUUAGCCGACUACGUGCUCCCGGAGAACUCUCCCGGCGAGCGCACCAUCGACCUCUUUCUGCUGCGCGCUCGAAAGUCCUACACACGCCUGUACUGCAAGCAGGUGCGCGUUCUGACCAAGCUGUUGUUUUAUGCGAAGGCAGCGGUGUUGAUGGCGCUGGUGCUUGCGCUGGUGUGCACUGGGCUGCAGCUGUCUGGUGUAUCAGCGAGCGGCAGGGCGGGUCUACAGUUUCGCAACGGUGACACUCUAUCCAACCGCUAUGUGCUGAGUGCUGGUCAUGCGGCACUCAUGUCACUCUCCCUUGCGUGCGUGGUUGUGGUUGUGGCGCUAGAUUUUGUUGUUGAACGAAAAUGGCUGUGGUAG